AUGCAUCAAUUCAAUUCCAUAUCACCUGGAUUUCCCAGAGUACUUUUGCCAACCGUGUCCGAUAUUCUAUGGACAAAAUCAUCCAAUCCCGCUGAUAAAUCAGCGUCAGCUCCUGUUGGACAGGUCCAUUCAUCAUGUAUUCCUACAGAUUAUGAUUUAAAACAGACACCGACGUCUCCUACACAUUCAUCUACCAAUUUAGAUUCAUCAACUAAUGCAAUCAGUCUCGCUGUCCGGACUGCGCCAAUACAUAAAUCUGUAAUUGAUUCAGCUUUUACUCAAUCCCAAAGGGCUGUUGGCCGCAGGAAAAAUCUGAUCACUGAAUUGUUGGAACCUUCUAUUCACGGUCUUCCAGAUAUUACUUUGACAAAUCGCCCAAGGCGUUCAAGAUUUAGGCAGCCAUCAGAUAAAUACGGAGUUCCUCAACUGGAUUCAUCUUUUUCGAAGAUAAAUAACCAACAGAGCACUUCGCCUCAAACCCGCAAUAUAAAACCGCUCUGUCUUGUGCAACAACAGGAAGAAUACCCUUCGAAAUUCUUGGUCUCCAGCAAUGCUUACUACCAACCUAUAUUUUCUGACGAAUUUCGUUCUUCCAUGUCUGAAAACGAUCAUAUCUCUUUUCGGAAUAUUUUUAUGACGCUUAAUAGAGAAAAAGGUACUGAACAUAUUGUACCUUCACAAGUAGAUGAUAUUUCUCAUUUCAUGAAGCCUGUUUCACAAGAGCAGAUAGAGGUUCCUAGUUGGCGAAUUCGUAGUUUGGAUGAGGUUAUUGCUUCAUUAGCGGAUACUACUGCCUUUCCUGAAUUACGGCUCGAGCCACACGCUCCGAAAUUGAGGUCACAGGUUCGUUCUCAGAAUGGCCUUUCCCUUGUUCGUAGAAUGAAUAGAAUCGACAAG
This is a messenger RNA of Protopolystoma xenopodis, 897 nucleotides long. NCBI's taxonomy places the organism in Eukaryota, Metazoa, Platyhelminthes, Monogenea, Polystomatidea, Polystomatidae. The record is from the annotation of a GenBank genome assembly.